Messenger RNA from Gastrolobium bilobum, 2030 nucleotides. RefSeq names its product (-)-germacrene D synthase-like. Gene Ontology annotation, biological process: diterpenoid biosynthetic process. The record is from RefSeq and is a predicted model, not a curated record. Lineage: Eukaryota; Viridiplantae; Streptophyta; Magnoliopsida; Fabales; Fabaceae. Gene Ontology annotation, molecular function: terpene synthase activity; magnesium ion binding. The transcript has 7 exons. The coding region runs from base 83 to 1777 and encodes 564 amino acids.
AAAAGAUUAGUUUAUGAGCCAUUUAGUGUACCCAUUAUAAUUGGAAACAAAGGUGAUCCAUCAUAACCCUGAAAAGUAAACUAUGCCAGUUUCAGUAACUUCAACACUAGUUGCUCCAACCACUAACGCUACCUCCGAUUUCUCUCGACGUUCGGCAAAUUAUCAUCCUACUGUUUGGGGAGAUCAUUUUAUCCAGUAUGGUGUGGAACCUAAGGAAGUGGAUGAAAUAAUGGAGAAGCAAAUUAUAAUACUAAAAGAAAAAAUAAGACAGAAGCUAGUCCCUGGGAAUGAGAAGGCCUUAAGUCCCUUGAUGGAAGCUACCUUUAUUGAUUCAAUCCAACGUUUGGGAUUACACUAUCAUUUUGAACAUGAGAUUGGUGAAGUGUUGCAACAUAUUCACAAUACUUACGUUGAAAAUGGCAUAAUAACUCUCAAUAAAGACCUCUGUUCUCUUGCCCUUGUCUUUAGGUUACUGAGGCAACAAGGAUAUCACAUUUCGCCUGAUGUUUUCAAGAAGUUCAAGAAUGAGGAAGGAAACUUCAAUGAAACAGUUACUGCUGAUGUUGAGGGAAUGCUAAGCUUGUACGAAGCUGCACAUCUCAGGAUUCACGGAGAAGACAUAUGCGAUGAAGCACUUGCUUUCACUACCUCACAUCUUGAGUUAAUGACCACAGAAUCGAGUCCUUCUCUUGCUGCAAAAGUCAAUCAUGCCUUAAAACGACCACUCCGCAAGAACCUGCCAAGGCUAGUGGCAAGGCAUUACAUUUCUACGUAUGAGGAAGACCCUUUCCAUGAUGAAACUUUGUUACUAUUUGCCAAAUCGGAUUUUAAUAUGCUCCAAAAAACACACCAGAAGGAACUUGGCAGUAUUUCACUGUGGUGGAAAGAUUUGGAUUUUGCAACAAAACUGCCUUUUGCACGCAAUAGGAUUGUGGAAGCUUACUUCUGGAUAUUGGGAGUGUUUUUUGAGCCCCAAUACUCUCUCGGUAGAAGGCUAAUGACCAAGGUGAUAUCUAUGACAUCAGUAAUGGAUGAUAUAUAUGAUGUCUACGGUACUUUUGAAGAGCUACAACUUUUCACCGAAGCAAUAGACAGGUGGGAUAUCCGCUGCCUGGAUUUUGUGCCAGAAUACUUGAAAUUUUACUACCAAGCACUCUUGGAUGUUUAUAAAGAAAUUGAACAAGAGAUGGCCAAGGAAGGAAGAGCAUUCUGUGUAAUCUAUGCAAAAAAUGAAAUGAAAAGAUUGGCCCAAGCCUACUUUGCUGAGGCUAAAUGGUUAAGUAGCAAUUAUAUUCCGUCAAUGGAAGAGUAUAUGGAUGUUGCACUAGUAAGUUGUGGUUACCAUAUGCUCAUAGCCACAGCCUUCAUAGGGAUGGGAGAUAUUGCUACAGAAAAGGCCUUCCAAUGGUUAACCAAUGACCCUAAAAUUGUUAAUGCUUCAAAAAUUAUUUGCAGACUCAUGGAUGAUAUUGUUUCCAACGAGUUUGAGCAGAAGAGAGGGCAUGUUGCCUCUGCUCUUGAGUGCUACAUGAAACAACAUGGUGUCACAAUACAAGAUGCCAUUGACGAAUUAUAUAGACAAGUGACGAGUGCUUGGAAGGAUAUCAAUGAGGAAUUGCUUGACCCUGCAGAAAUGCCAAAGCCUCUUCUAAUGGUAGUUCUCAACCUGUCACGUGUAAUUGAUGUGUUUUACAAAGAAGGAGAUGGUUACACUCACUCUAAAGGAUCAACAAAGAACCAGAUUGCAGAUAUCCUCUUGAAUCCAUUGGCAGUAUGAGAAUAAGGAGCUCGCUUCUUCAACUGUAUUAUAAACAGUUAUUGCAAUAUAUGUUGUAUUGGAAAAAGGUUUGUGGUUUUAAAGGACGGGGCAGAUUAUAUUUACAAAUUUUUUUGUUUACAAAUUCUUACAAACUACACUAUCUUCUCCCGUGAGAACACUAAUCACAUUAUCUUCUUCCUGGGAGAACAUAAUGCAAUUUGCAUAAGUUUGUAAACGGAUCCUUCCCUUUAAAAGAUUGUGUUAUUUUAGU